CUUAUCCUUCCAACACAGUAAUAAUCAAUCAUGAUAACCGUGUAAUAGGGAAACAAGAUAGCAUGUAUGCUUUAUCAACCGCAUGUGAUCUUGAUGGGGACAGUGAAGCAAGUUACCUGUAAAGAUGAUGCAGCUGCAAAAUACCAAUAUGAUCGCCCGAGUGAGAAGAUCGGUGGUUAUUCAACAAAACGAUCCUGUCAACCACUGCCUUCACUUCUGCAUCACGCUAUACUUUUUCCCAUGGAUUGUUGUCUGGGUUUGUCUGACGAUGAUGCAGCCGUCACAAACUGAGAUCAUCGUGGCACAACAGAUGGAGAUUGUUGAUGAGAAACGACCUGUCAACCACCUCCUGCAUCUUUGCAUCACAAUAAACUUUCCUCCGUGGAUUAUAGUGUGGGUUUGCCUGAUUAUUGGGGAUCGAAUGUAGACAUUGUUCCGCGACCAUCUGUACGGUGUGAAGUGCCUGAUUGGUUAUCUGGACAUCGUGAAUACAGAUUGUCCCCCAAACUAUCAUAAUUUUGAAGGCUACCACGUGAAAGUGGUGGCAUAUAGUCCUAUUCAGAACACGUGAUUAACUUGAAUCAAGUGGUACCAACAGUCCGGUACCUCGAAUGUUUAGGUCGCAUUUGCUUUAUAGAUAUUUAACAUAUCUUUUCUUGAGUAAAUGUGUAAUUUAUUGUGCUACGGUACGAGCGACUCUUAUUUGCAGUCUUGAGAUCAGAAGAAUAGUCAUCACUCUUCAGUCGUUCUAUUCCCAGUCGAUGUUUACCUCUGACAGAAAUUAACCCCAACUGGUUUGACUUCAUACCAUAUUUCAACCUUGUGUUCAAGUCCUAAAAUUUAACGAGAGGCUCGUCUUGGACGUCUUUGAGUUUGUUCGUUUCUUAUCGAGAGAGGGAGGUUGUUUAUGUAAGUCUCACUUUCUGUACAGACAUGCAUGUAUCAUGCAGAUUACAUUCUUUCUGUAAUUAAAACAGGUAAGUAGCUGCAUGUAUAGAGACCACUCGGAGACGGUGCCACCGGUGGGACAGGACAUGCUCAUCUUUUCACCUUGUAUCAUCACUAUUUGAUAGUGAUUCAUGACCACAUGCUUAUAGUAUAUUCGGAAUCGUACAUGGACUCUUUAUAGAGCGU
Haliotis rufescens (red abalone) is the source of this 1134-nucleotide messenger RNA. RefSeq lists its product as uncharacterized. NCBI's taxonomy places the organism in Eukaryota, Metazoa, Mollusca, Gastropoda, Lepetellida, Haliotidae. The record is from RefSeq and is a predicted model, not a curated record. The coding region runs from base 125 to 427 and encodes 100 amino acids. The transcript is spliced from 6 exons.